GAAAUCCAAAUCCAUGUCAUGGAUUAUUUACGUUUGGUUAUUGGGUAAAUGGACCUCAUUUAUUUGUACGUGCAUUUCGAUGUCACGUGACUUGACACCGCGCUGCGUCAGCUGACCGGAAAGCGGAAGAAGAAGCGGAAGUAAACAUGGCGACGCGACUGGCCGGCCUGCCUGCUCCGGAGUGUCUUAAACUCUGUCAUAAGGUGGUGGAUGGACUCUGUGGGCAGGAGCCCCCUCGCAGGGCGGACUACGAGGCCACGUGGAGCCCGGGUGAAUGGCUGGAGCUCCUCAACUCAUUGUCAGCGGUCUUCUGUCGCGCAGUCGGCAACAAGAGCUCUGAUGAGGAGGUACUUGCCGGUCUGUCGGAGGUGAGCAGCAGUCAUUCGGAGGCUGUUCUCAAUGUUCUCAAAGCCAGAAAAGAAGACAUUCUCCAUGCUCUGCUUGCCAGAACCAACUCAGUAGCUUCUGCUACGCUACAAGACUUUGACUGGCAGCUUAAGAUGGCGCUGUCCAGUGACAAGAUCUCCUCUCUUCAGACUCCUCUGCUCAGUCUCAGUCUGGACGUAAGGGAAGACGGAGUCUUCAAGCCGGUCACAGUGGAGACCAACAAAGAGGAGCUGAACACACUCAUCAGUGCAUUAGAGGCUGCUAAUAAGGUGGUGCUACAGUUGACAAACAACGACAACGUUGUACAGUACUGAUCCUCUUCACAGCGUGGCAACAUCAACAUGCCAUGAAACAAUGUUUGUUUAGCCAUGUAGCUACUGUGCACUUCCUGUCUCUCUCACUAUUGUUUUUAAUAUAAACAUUUUUUUUAACCAUGUAGAGGAAAAUUGUGUUUUAAAAGAAAUAAAAAAUGUUUUCUUCAUUA
This is a messenger RNA of Entelurus aequoreus (snake pipefish), 871 nucleotides long. RefSeq names its product COMM domain containing 8 (gene commd8). Lineage: Eukaryota; Metazoa; Chordata; Actinopteri; Syngnathiformes; Syngnathidae. The record is from RefSeq and is a predicted model, not a curated record. Bases 147 to 701 code for a protein of 184 amino acids. The transcript has 5 exons.